AGAUACGAAACCUUGUUAACUGAAAUAGGCUCGUACCCUCAAUCUGUCCGGAAACAGCCCUUCGGCGCCUAAUUGUCAGAACCGGUUGCGUUGUAGCAGAGGCGGAUUGAUUUUGACGAACAGUAGCGCUCUCAUCGAUACAGAGAAAUCAUAUUGUUCCGGAUCACAGCGACAAGCGCUCAUAACCCAGGGACAAUGCAUUGAGGAAGAAAGACGACAGAUGAAGAGCUGAUGUGAAUUACAUGGUGGGGAAAAUAAUAUCACUUCAACAUAAAAAAGCUGUGGACUGGACACUUAUCAACACUUCUACCUGGUAUAGCUGUGGACUGGACACUUAUGACUACCUGGUAUAGCUGUGGAUUGGACACUACCUGAUGAACUCUACAAACUUUUCCUUGGAAUUCCCUCUGAGCACGGAAGAAAUCACAGCAGCGGAGCUUGAUAUCAACUUAGUGUACGAGAAAUAUAUUCCGGAGAAAUUUGUUAUCCCAAAAGUUUUGAAAACUAUUUUAUACGUUUUUGGAUUCCCCGGGAACAUUUUAGCAUGCAUUCUGUGGCUGCAGAAACCAAUGCUGCACUCCUCUGGAUGUUACCUUGCGGCACUAGCCGUAUCCGAUGUGAUUUUCCUGAUAAUGUCUUUAAUGUACGAUCUGACGCUUUACUGGAAAAUGAAGAUACUAGAUUUCCCGACUAUUUGUCAGCUGUUUCCGUGUUUAUACCUUUCUGUACAGUACUUAUCCCCUUUGCUCACGUUGGCGUUUACCGUGGAGCGGUUCAUAUCAAUUCGAUUUCCCUUCAAAAGGAGGAUAUAUUGUAACAUAAAGAGAGCAGUUUGUGUCAUUCUCACGUUAGUUGCUUUAUCACUCGGUGUUGCAGGAAUCCAGAUUUAUUUCUGGCAUUAUGAUUACCACUCCGAAACGUGUGUCAACAAAUUUGAACUUGUGUACCUGUCCGAGAAAUGGACGUGGAUCACGGAGUGCGUGAUGUUCAUGUUCGUCCCCGUGGUGAUUCUACUCUUCAAUAUUCUACUGGUUGUCACCAUGCGGAACUCUUCUCGCAGAGCUCAGGAGCUUUACGGUCCAAUGCCACCAAAGCAAAGGACAGCAACUACAAAGAUGUUGUUGGUUGUUUCAUUUGUUUUAAUUUUCACUACAAUACCAGUCAGCAUCGCAUAUUCCUUGAACGAGAAAUUUCCUGCAGGCGAUUCCAAUUCCAUUAACAAUAUAGCUGAUGACGUCACAUGGCAACGUCAUUUAAAUUUCGUGCUGACCCAGGAAAUCAUAUACGAUCUUGGACUCGUUCACUACGCCUGCAACUUUUAUCUUUAUUUGCUGACAGGGAAGAGGUUCAGACUUGCCAUCAAGAAAUAUUUUCAGAAGCUUUCGGUGUUGAAACUGGUGGAUUUCAAAGACAGAAAUUCUAGAUCUUUAAGGUCGUCUUUUACGGAAUUACGGUCCCUCUCUUGAUCCAUUUUCUCAAAGGAUGCAAAGGAAAUGAAAACAGAACAUAAACAUGACUAUUGUAAACACAUUAACUUUAAUACCUUAGCUGUACAUUGAUUUCCAAUAUAUAUGUCUUUUAAACGGAUAUUUCAACACAUAUUUAUGGAUUUUACUCAUAAAACCAAGAAAAAUACAGAACAUAAAGUAAUUUACCGGAUAAAAGAGCGCGAAAUGAUGUUAUAAGAAAUGUUAUUUCAGGCGGCAUGUUUUAAGAUAAGAGAAAUUACCUAGUGCUUAAAUUUGAUCUAUUAACUUAACUUUAGAUAGACAGCAAUUUUAUAGACAGUGUGACGGAAACACUGUGAAAUACCAUCUCGGCAAGGGUUUUGGGGGUUGAUUAUUGAUACAAUGCCUAACGAUUUGGAUGUUCUGAAUAAAAUCUACGUUUUACGUCAGGUUAAAAAGGAGACAUCAAAUGACUUUAUCUGAAACAAUGUCUGAAUAAAGCUACGCAUAGAACGGCUGCUGUAAAACGUAUAGAAUUUACAUACAUCCUCCCAAUGGAAUGUGUUAGAUGAUUAUAUAUGAUCGUAUUUGAUGUUUAUUUGUGUGAGACAAAACCAUAAAGUUUGAUGUAUACCAUA
Molecule: messenger RNA, 2086 nt
Organism: Ostrea edulis (European flat oyster)
Lineage: Eukaryota; Metazoa; Mollusca; Bivalvia; Ostreida; Ostreidae
Product: growth hormone secretagogue receptor type 1-like
Exons: 3
Coding region: 375-1466 (363 amino acids)
Biological process (GO): G protein-coupled receptor signaling pathway
Cellular component (GO): plasma membrane
Molecular function (GO): G protein-coupled receptor activity
Source: RefSeq, a predicted model, not a curated record